Molecule: messenger RNA, 2714 nt
Organism: Condylura cristata (star-nosed mole)
Lineage: Eukaryota; Metazoa; Chordata; Mammalia; Eulipotyphla; Talpidae
Gene: ZBTB39
Product: zinc finger and BTB domain containing 39
Exons: 1
Coding region: 22-2130 (702 amino acids)
Biological process (GO): regulation of cytokine production; negative regulation of transcription by RNA polymerase II; regulation of immune system process
Molecular function (GO): protein binding
Source: RefSeq, a predicted model, not a curated record
GACUUCCCAGGAGCUGCUAAGAUGGGCAUGAGGAUCAAACUGCAAAGCAGCAACCACCCCAACAACCUGCUCAAGGAGCUCAACAAGUGCCGGCUGUCGGAGACCAUGUGCGAUGUCACCAUCGUGGUGGGCAGCCGCUCCUUCCCCGCGCACAGAGCCGUGCUGGCCUGCGCGGCCGGCUACUUCCAGAACCUCUUCCUGAACACGGGGCUCGACGCGGCCAAGACCUACGUGGUGGACUUCAUCACCCCUGCCAACUUUGAGAAGAUCCUCAGCUUUGUCUACACGUCGGAGCUCUUCACAGACCUCAUCAACGUUGGGGUCAUCUACGAGGUGGCCGAGCGUCUGGGGAUGGAGGACCUUCUGCGCGCCUGCCACUCCACCUUUCCCGACCUGGAGAGCGCCACUGUGGCCAAGCCCCUCCCCGGAGUGGCCGAGAGCCACGCCGGCGCCCUGAGUGCCGGCUCCGUGGAACCCGCUCAUCCCCUUGGGGAGCUUCGGAGUGGUGGGGAGCACUAUGUGUUGCCCGGUGAUGCCGGGGGGAGCUAUAAGGAGGAAGAGAGACAGGAGCUCGGCGGGGACGCAAGCCAGCAGCAGCCGCUGCCGCCGAAGACGGAGGAGCACGAGCCCUCUGCUCCGUUCACCCCUGUCCCGGGCGCGGGGGUCCAGCCCGUGCUCGGCACCGUGAGCACGGGCAUCCAAACCAGCACGAGCGCCGGCCCUCCCUACAGAGCGCAGAGCAACGGAGACUUCGGUAAAAACAGCUUCUUUCCCCCUGACAGUGCCACAGACAUUCUCCCCGCCGGGACCAACUCCUGCCUGAGCCACGGCGACCACGCCAAGGGCCCCGGCUUCGGGCAGGUGGACGAGCUCCAGCUGGAGGACCUGGGGGAUGACGACCUGCGGUUUGAAGACCCGAGCGAGGAGAUGGGCACCACCGAGGAGGUGAUCGAGCUGAGCGACGACAGCGAGGAUGAGCUGACUUUCGGGGAGAACGACAGCCGAGAGAAUAAGGCCAUGCCCUGCCAGGUGUGCAGGAAGGUGCUAGAGCCCAACAUCCAGCUGAUCCGACAGCACGCUCGGGACCACGUGGACCUGCUCACGGGCAACUGCAAGGUCUGCGAGACCCACUUCCAGGACCGAAACUCCCGGGUCACCCACGUUCUGUCCCACAUCGGCAUUUUCCUCUUCUCCUGCGACAUGUGUGAAACCAAGUUCUUUACCCAGUGGCAGCUGACCCUCCACCGGCGGGAUGGGAUAUUCGAGAACAACAUCAUUGUCCACCCCAACGACCCGCUGCCCGGGAAGCUGAGCCUGUUCACUGGGACGGCUUCCCCGGAGGUGAAGUGCGUGGCCUGCGGGAAGGCGCUGGCCCGAGAUUUCCACGUGGUCCGGGGCCACAUCCUGGACCACCUAAACUUGAAGGGCCAGGCCUGCAGCGUCUGCGACCAGCGCCACCUCAGCCUGUGUGGCCUCAUGUGGCACGCGCUCUCGCACCUGGGCAUUCCCGUCUUCUCCUGCUCCGUCUGUGCCAACAGCUUUGUGGAUUGGCAUCUCCUGGAGAAGCACAUGAGUGUGCACCAGAGCCUGGACGACGCCCUCUUCCGCUGCCACGUGUGCAGCCAGAGCUUCAAGUCGGAGGCGGCCUAUCGCUACCACGUCAGCCAGCACAAGUGCGGCGGCGGCCUCGACGCGCGGCCCGGCUUCGGGCUGCAGCACCCUGCGCUGCAGAAGCGGAAGCUGCCGGCGGAGGACUUCCUGAGCGAGGACCCGGCUCUGCAGGGCCAGCCCGGCAACAGCAAGUACAGCUGCAAGGUCUGUGGCAAGCGGUUCGCCCACACGAGCGAGUUCAACUACCACCGGCGCAUCCACACGGGCGAGAAGCCGUACCAGUGUAAGGUGUGCCACAAGUUCUUCCGCGGACGCUCGACCAUCAAGUGCCACCUGAAGACGCACUCGGGGGCGCUCAUGUACCGCUGCACGGUCUGCGGCCACUACAGCUCCACGCUCAACCUCAUGAGCAAGCACGUCGGGGUGCACAAAGGCAGCCUCCCGGCCGACUUCACCAUCGAGCAGACCUUCAUGUACACCAUCCACUCCAAGGAGGCCGAGAAGGGCCCGGACAGCUGACGGGCCGCAGAGCCGGAGGCAGCCCGCGGCAGCCAGGGCCCUGCCUGUCCAGCGCCGUCGCCCCUGCCCAGCCGAAGCGACACUUGGGCCUUGCCAGGAAUUUGUCUUGCGUGGAGAGAAGGAAAGAGGAACUAGCACACAAGCUGUCCCCGGCCUCUGGGGAGCGCCGGCCCCCUCGUGUUCACCUCCUCACCUGUUCCUGCCCGCGAAGGACUGUGUCCCUUACUCCUAGAGACUGCUUCUGGGGCCUCGCAGGCAGCUGGUGUCCACUCGAGCCCCUCCCCAGCCUUGAGUUUCAGUUUACUGAUAGGUUUUAUGCUGCUAAGACUCCAACCAACAGCCUCACGGAAUCGAGGGGCGCAGGGAGGUGUUCACUGUGGGCGUGACUGCCGGGCCCCCAGCGGGACGGCCAGCCGGGACAGUGAGCGUGUGCGCGUGCCGGAAAGGCCACUGGGGGCAGCUCCCCGCAGACCCCCCUCUCGCCCUCGGCAGGGAGCCAGCUUCAGGGAUGGGGGUGCUUGUUCCACGGCUCUGACCUGCUGAUUGAACAGUAAGUCUUUGGGCAGAGAGAGCCAACCUGCGGC